This is a messenger RNA of Durusdinium trenchii, 1098 nucleotides long. The record is from the annotation of a GenBank genome assembly. NCBI's taxonomy places the organism in Eukaryota, Dinophyceae, Suessiales, Symbiodiniaceae.
AUGAGUUGGCAUUGGGAGAGUUUCAGUUGGCUGGUGUUGCUCGGAGAUGCCUGCCCCUCAAUUUUACAUUGGCCCCAUUCACAGCACUGUCCGUGCAAUAGCAACUCCUGCAUUCGUCGAUCAUGCCAUCUUGCCUCAAGUCCAGUGGGCUUGGCGGUUUGUUCCUGUAUGCUGCGAAGCUUGGCUUUGUCUCCGAGCACCCAGAUGCUGAAGGUGCUCUGCCUUUGUGCCAUCGGUGCAUUUGGCUUUCCCAUCACCUCACUUGAAGUCACGAAGGCCCAGUUUUUGCAGCUCAACUCCAGCGGGGAUCAGGAUCCGUUGGCCACCAGCCUUCUGCUACCCGAACUAAGACGCUUCUUCAGCAGUGCGCAAGCUGCAAUUUCAGUGGGCCCUGGUGACAUCAUCAUUGAAAAUCGUUUCCCGGACACUGUCAUUGAUGAUAACUGCCACCACAAGGUUGAAGCACUGAAUGGCCAUGCGAAAGGAGACGUCAGGAACACAAGCUUCCUGACCGGUCGAGUCAAAGUAUCUUGGAGAUCGGUCUCUGUGUUUGUUGACGCAGAGCUGGUCGCCACGUUGGACAUUGGUGGUGAUGUGCGGGUUCGGGUUGGAGAAGAGAUCUUUGGCCACCACUGCACACAGCUUGCUCGGAAAACCAUGGGUCUGAAUGUAGACUCCGAUGGCAAGAACGGUGUUGGUAUCAAUAUGACUGCAUCAAAUGCCCGCUUGGAGCACCUGAAUGGAACUUGGUACUUGGCCUUCAACUUCCAUGCAGAUGUGGUUGGCACUGUCCUUGAAUGGAACGUUGAUAAGAUAACAGCCCAUGGAUGCAAGAUCAAGAUCCUCGACGUGGAAAUCGCAUCUGUGUGUGGCUAUGUUGAGCGACACGUAAAGGACAAGUUGCAGUCACUGCUGAAUUCUGUUGAACGCAUUGAUGCACCCAAGAUUUUGCACAAGCUCGAGGAGAAAAUCAACACUGAGAUUGGGUCCGUUGUGAAGAUUCCAUUGAAUAUUCCUGCGGAAGGUCAGGAUACUUUACGGCAAUUAUUAUCAGAGAGCUUGCGACUUAAAUCACGUUCCCGACUGUUUGGAUAUUGA